GUCAAACACUUACCACAACCACACUGAUACCAGUCAUGCCUCUGCACGUGUGUGUUACAACGUCACUCGUUCAAGGUGGCGAGCGUGCUCAAACCAGGGAUGUUUACGUUAAGGUUCUUGCAGAAGCUGCAAACCCACCAAGUAUCACUUACCUGCAGUACUCAUGGCGUAGCCGCAGCAGAAAGAGGAAGUAACAGUACUCACUUCUGUUUUCUGCGAUGAGAAGAUGACGUGCGGAAACACCGACUGGUCUAAAAUGUGCUGCAACGAGAUGUUUUAGUAUCGCUGUCCACCAUGACGCUUACCUGGACCGUGCAAGUUGUGUCCGUCCUGGCAUUGCUACAUCUCACCACAAGCGACAGCGACGGAGGCGACUGCAUCCCAUACAUCCAGGUUCCGGAAAACAAUGGUUUUAAAGUUCCAGUUGGGAAACACUUGAUGAUUAAUUGCACAAUCACAUACAACCAUACUUGCAAAGACACGUUUAAAAAUGUCUCCUGGUAUAAGUUGGAAAACCACAACUAUGUGCCAGUGACCAAUGGGUCUCAUGCUCAUGUAGAACUUAAGGUCAGAAAUGCAUUGGAUAGGACAUUAUUUUUAUCCUUUACAACUAUACAAAUAAGCGAUGCCGGUUUGUAUCGGUGUCAAAGUGAAAGUGGAUACAGCCUGGGGAAAGCCUUCAACGUCUCUGUGCAGGAUAACCGUAUGAUGAGCAACGACUCAGUUACGAAUAAAAUAAAGGAGGAAGCGGGAAGGAUUUCCGGGAUAUAUUUUGCUGCUGGCGCUCUGGCAUUUAUCAUAGUAAUAACAUGUAUUUCCAUCAUAUUCAUGCAGCGACGCAAAGGUAACACAAAGAGAGAGAGGCACAUUGAAAAUCAGGACAUCUCUAUGGCAAACCUACAUAUCGACGCUAAAUCCGUGGCCUGCAGGGGAACCGCCUCUGACCCGCCAACUACGAAAGCGACACCACCCUCCACGCGGUUGCCAAGAAGCGGCCGGAUGAGUCCACAGGAUGAAGACAAGUCAAACAAAAAGACAAUAGAAGAUGGAAGCUCCAUCAUGUAUGCUACUCUCGAUCACCGGCUGCCACCUGGUGGCGCUGCUUGGCCACUGCCGCCCACGGAGGAGAGUUCAGUGUAUGCAGUUAUCAGUUAGUAGUAUGAGGCUGGAGUCAUCAGGAUCAGAGUUCUCCCAUGUUUAACCCUUGUGUAAUGUUCAUAUUGUUGUUACUCAGCCAGUGUUUGAGGGUCUAAUGGACCCGUUGCAUUUUGCGGCUUUUAAUGCCUCACAAUCAAACACUUUUAUGUUAAAAUACUGAACAGAUGUUUACCUUAUUCCAAUAAACUACACUGCAACAAGCAAACAAUAGCAGGAUGCAUACUGCACUGUGACAGAUGUCCUGCACUGGCAAAUCCCUCUUUAAAGCCACGUCAUUUCCAGUGGCUGGUUAUCCAUCCAUCCAUUUCUACUGCUUGUCCCUCUCGGGUCGUGGCGGGUGUUGGAGCCUAUCUCAGCUGCAUUCGGGCGGAAGGCGGGUUACACCCUGGACAGGUCGCCACCUCAUCGCCUAUAGCCCGGGAAAAAUGUCCAUCAAUGCUGCAUGCCAUCGUAUAUCUUAUAAACCAGAGGUCUUCAAUACGGGAUCCUCGCCGCCCAGGGGGUCCGCAGAGGUACUGCAGUGGGGUCCUGAACGUUUUAAGUUAAAGUUUGUCAUGUCUUGGUGAUCAUGUUUAGUUUGGCUAUGUUCUGUUUGGUUUUUGCACUCUGUCAGUCUCUGUUUUUUCACUCCCUGUUUUGUUUCCAUGACUACCAAUCAGUUCACCUGUCCUCACUACUCACGCACCUGAUUCAUUUGAACUCACGCACCUGUUUUCAAUCACCACAUGACUAUUUAAGCCUGUCAUUUUCUGUUGGUCGGCCUGGCGACAUCACAUUCAUGCUCUGCACUCUUGACACGCUGCUUACUCUGUCCAGGUCAUAGUUCAUGCUGCUCUUUUCUUGCCACGUAAAUUGUUGUUUAUUCAAGCCACUGUUUUGUACCUCCGCUGUGAGCGCCUUUUGUUUGUUCCUUUUUUCCCCCAUAGUUCUGCCUUUGUGCUAGUUUUGUUUUAUUAGCCAAGUUUGUUCCCUGCCUUGUGCGCGCCUUUUCUUUAUACUUUUUAUAGUAUAUUAUUAAAUCAUGUAUUUAACUUCA
Molecule: messenger RNA, 2194 nt
Organism: Nerophis lumbriciformis (worm pipefish)
Lineage: Eukaryota; Metazoa; Chordata; Actinopteri; Syngnathiformes; Syngnathidae
Biological process (GO): immune response-regulating cell surface receptor signaling pathway
Cellular component (GO): plasma membrane
Molecular function (GO): signaling receptor activity
Source: RefSeq, a predicted model, not a curated record